AUGGAAAAGAGCUUCAGACAAGUUGAUCCAGAUAUGGCAAAACUGUUGGGUAUUACCAUCCAAGGGUUCCAACCUCCUGUCAUUACGACCCCUUUGAAAGAAGAAUUGGCUAGAAAGAGACAACCAGCACAAGAUGCUUCCACACCAAUGAAGGAUAACAAAAAGGUAAUCACUCCAAGAAAAUCAUCUUCAAAAGUGUCAACACCAAAACAUUCCAAGGACAAUGUGACACCAAUUUCUAGUAGAAAAUCUGUAUCUAGUUCUGCAAAGAAAUCAUCAGUAAAUUCUAGUAAGAAAUCUACUCCACAGAAACAAUCUCCAUUGAUUAGAAAAUCUGCUUUAACUCCUAAACCAAGAUUAUUAUCCUUGGGAUCUCAAAAAUAUGAAACUGAUAGUGACGAGGACGAUGAAGAUGAAGAUAAUUCGGAAGUAAAUUUAUCUAAAACAUCCGAGGCAGAGACUUCUUAUAUCGCGUCCAACAAGGGAUCAAUUUCAUUUUCCAAAUUUCUUGGGUCCAUGAUUUUGUGGAUUUUUGUUGUUGGUAGUGGAUUAUUUGGAUUGUGGUAUUAUGAACAAAAAUAUUCCGUUGGAUAUUGUGGACAAGAAAUUGAUCAGUUGACAUUUUCUGAUUCUAAUAAUAUCUAUUUAGAAAGCAUUGGUAAAUUCUUGGAUGAUAAUUUUAAACCGAAUUGUAUUAGUUGCCCUAAAUACAGUAGAUGUCAUCCAAAUUUGAAAUUGAGUUGUAUGGAGAAUUUCAUGGAAUCUAAACCAUGGUAUGAUUUUAUUGUUCCUGGUCAUAAGAAGUGUAUCCCUGAUACUAAAAAAGCUGAGAAAUUGGAAAUUAUGAUUGAUGUGGCAUUGGAUUUAUUAAGAAGUAAAAAUGCAGCAAUUCAAUGUGGAUUGGGUACAGAUGAUGAAGAAUGUGGAAUCAAAUUAGAAGAUUUACAUGAUUUAUUGUUAUCUAUUAAAGCACCAUAUAUUACAUUGGAAGAAUUUGAAGAAUUAUGGGAAAAAUCAAAACGAUCUCCAAAUUUACAAUCAGCAGAAUUCACUUUUGACAUUAACGACGCUGAAACCAAGGAGAAAGAGACGUACAAGAUUUUUCGAUCAACGUCCUUAUCAAACAUCAGUUUAAAGUGUCAAAUUCAUAAUAGCAUUGUGGGAGGAUUGACUCAAUACAAGUCGAGAAUAAUCACCAUUGUUUUAAUAGCAUUGGUGAUUAAAUUUAUUCAAAUUAAAUAUAAAAAUUAUCAAUUGGAAUUGGCGAAAAUUGAUAUUAUCUAUGAAGAAGUAUUGAAUAAAUUAAAAACACAAUCCAAAAUUGGACAAGAAAGCAAUAAUCCAGAAACAUAUUCAUAUAUUGGCUCUAAUCAAUUACGUGAUUCAAUAUUAAGUAAUGAGAAUAACUUAAAUCAAAGAUUGAAAUUAUGGAAACAAGUUGUUGAUAAAGUUGAAAGAAACAGUAAUGUCUCCCAUAGAAUUAUUGAACAUCAUGGCGAAAUCAUGAAAGUCUGGGAAUGGAUUGGUGUAUUCUAA
Messenger RNA from Candida tropicalis MYA-3404, 1536 nucleotides. RefSeq lists its product as uncharacterized. The coding region runs from base 1 to 1536 and encodes 511 amino acids. NCBI's taxonomy places the organism in Eukaryota, Fungi, Ascomycota, Pichiomycetes, Serinales, Debaryomycetaceae. The record is from RefSeq and is a predicted model, not a curated record. Gene Ontology annotation, cellular component: nuclear inner membrane. Gene Ontology annotation, molecular function: chromatin binding. The transcript has 2 exons.